UUACUGAACCAACAAAGCUGUAAUACACUUUUAAAACAACUUGCGACCGGUUAAAAUAAAACAACCCCAAAAAUUGUUUAAUAAACAGAUUUUUUAUUGAGAACGAAACUCUGAGUGUAUCAUUAUUGAUUUCGUUGUAAGUUCUCUGUACAAUAAUUUACCACAAGUAACGAGAGAGCAAUGAGAGAAACACAUCCCUCAAAAUAUACUCAGAACUCGCGUGUUACUCGUACGAAGCAGAAGUCAUCAUGAAAUACAUUUUGUUGGAAAUAUAUACACAUUUGCAAAUUGUUUAAUAAGCUAAAAUAUUAACCGAUUGGUCAACUUAGAAUAGUGGAGAAUAAAUUGUUUAAACUUUAUUAUUAAUUAUUUAAAUAAAAGUGUUUUACUCCGACAUCGCUUUGUGUUUUUUGUGCGUUAUAUUUUAUCUUUAAUUGUAUAAAAAAUAUUCUAUAUUACAAUGGAUAUACCAUUAUCGAUAUUGUUGUUGCUCAGCCUUGUAUUUACCGUCAUAGGAGCUGUUUUAGUUCUUUUGUUGCAAUAUUAUCUUUACUUACGAUUUUCUGUACUUCCUGAAGAGAGCGCGGAACAAAAGGAUAUCAACACGAAGUACUCAUUGCCAACGACAAUUCAGCAAACUGCACAUGCCAUAAAUCUAUCGCCACCAACAUCGUCGGUGGCCGGGCACACGCAUACUGUAAGUGCUACCGAAGCAGCACCAUUAAUGUCAAUUAACUUUGUGAUGCAAUUCCUUUUCCAUGAACUGAAAAACUCGAGUCGCGUGCGGAAAUGGUUCUACCGCAAAUUGUCAUUAGAACUUGAUGAGCUAUUGGCAAAAACUACAACCGGCAAAUUGUUUGAUAAGUUGACGAUAAAAGAACUGGAGCUUGGUGAUCAGUUUCCUGAGAUUAGAACAUUACGCGUACACAGCAUUGAACUGAACGAUACCGGCGAUCGUAUUGAGAAUCUCGAUAUAUUACUUGAAAUUCAUUAUAAUGGAAAUUUUCGAACAUCCAUCGAUGCCGAUAUGGUUUUAGGUAAAAAGGGAUCCCUCACCUUAAUUGUGAAACAAUUGUCUGGCUUGGCGCGACUACAAUUUACCCGUCAGCCAUACACUCACUGGUCGCUGAGCUUUCUGGGUGAUCCAGAACUUGAUUUGGCGAUCGAAUCCAAAUAUCAAGGUCGUCAAAUGCAAUCGAACAUCACCAGUCUUAUUUCGAACCAAAUACGGAAAGCAGUGCGACGAAAGCACACGCUUCCAAAUUAUAAACUACGUUACAAGCCAUUUUUCCACAAAACACCCGAAGAAGAUGCUGAUGGAGAUAUACAACCAAAUGGGACGCUAGAAGUCCGAAUGUUCGAAAUAUCACGACUCAUGUGUACGGAAGUUACAACAGAAGUUUAUUGUACAUUGACUUUAGCUUCGCUUGCAUUUGUCGAGAUACGCCAGAAGGAUAAUCGCAAUGUGAUAGUUUUGAUUGACGUCGAGAUACAUAAGGCGAAAAAUCAACAGAUCGGCAUACUUUUUAAGCAAAAUACUGAACAAUGCGUGGAAAUUGAAGCGGUUUUGCCCAACACGCCCGCAUGCAAAUCCGACCUACGUCCAGGUGACAUGCUAAUUGCAAUUGAGGGCAAGCGGGUGCAGUCCAUCCAACAAGUGGCGAAGAUAUUCAAAAGUUUGCAAACUUCAGCUUAUCGCUUACGCAUCGAGCGUGUUAUACCAGGUAUCAUAAGAAAUGAUGCAAUUUUGGAGGAUCUCGAAUUAUAUGAAGAUUUGGGGGAUGCUCAUAUGGGCUAUAGUGUGGGCAAGACGCCAACUGAGCACAAUGAGUUAGCCGGUAGACAAGCAUCUACCCGCCAAAGUACAGGUGACAAAGGUUCUUCUAGCGAAUCUAGUCUUGGUAAUACUCCAACUAAUUCCCCAAAGAAAAGUAAACUUAUAACGAAAGCACUGAAAAAGACCAUCAGCCGUGAGCUUAAUGAGCAUAACAAAGAAAUAGAAGAGGAACAUAAGCUGAAAAACAAACAGUCAUUAAAAUCGGAGGAUAAGACGAAGGGUUCGCCAAAAGUGUUGAUUGACACGGUAGGUGAAGUGGAGCAUUAUUAUCAGCACUCAACCGUAGAUCGCAGUAUAAAUCGUCUCAUACAUAUAGAUGAUUUGAGCUGCUUCAAGUUGGAAGCAAAGUCGCGUUAUUUGAAUAUAGGCGUGUAUUCAAAAAGUGCCGGUGAUGGUUUAUUGUUAGGCUAUGUAAACAUACCAGUGGGUCAGAUUUUAGCUGAGUGUUGCGAAACAAGCUUAGUCCAGUGCUGGAAGAUAUAUGAACUAAGUCCACCAAUCCCGCAAGAUUUGAAGACGCAUAAACUUUCCAGCCAAUCUGGCUUUAUACCUGACUUGUGUUUUGGAGAUGUGCUUUUCGCUUUUACCUGGGAAGGUAACCCCAAUCUGCAACCUAGCGAGCCACUAACCAAACAGGUUUCUAAGUCCAAGAGCAAAAAUAACUACGCUGAUGAAAAAAUGGAUAACGAUAGUGGUGUUUAUGAUACAAAUUCGUUGCGGAUCACGCCAAGUUCCAGUUCACUUACAUUGAUUAACCAAACAACUUCGAGUCAGUUGCGUUCGCACAGUUUUGUGCGCACCCAUUUUCAACGUGCAACCCAGUGCGAUUUCUGUGGCAAAAAAAUCUGGCUGAAAGAUGCGGUUCAAUGUAGUGAGUGCGCCAUGUGUUGCCACAAGAAGUGUAUAUCGAAAUGUCAAAAUGCCACAGUUUGUGGUCCUGUUGAUUGCUCCAAUGUGCUGCGACAACCGUCCAUAACUAGCACAACUCCAGAGUUCACUGUUACCGAUGCAGAUACUUGCGAUGCUUCUGAAGGCGAAGAGGCCAUGCUAUUAAUAUCGGGCGAAGAGUCGGCAGAAGCAAUGUCCGCUAAAUUGCCACCAACGCCAGUUCUCGAGGUUCAUCGUUCAAGUCUGACAGGACUAUUAGCUCAAGGCAUAAAGCGUGUUAAUUCAGCGAAUAAUCUUGCUAUACCUGGCAUUGUGUCCGCAUUGGCUGGGAGUAGUGGCGGUGGAUCAAGUGCUAAUUUAGCCACAAUGGCGAAAAGUUUACCGCCCAGUCCACAAAGAUCGCCAUCUCGUAAAUCCUCGCUGGCUUGUAGUCCUUUUAUUACUUUCGAUGUAGUUACAAAACGUUUGGAAGCUAUACCAUCAGAGGUAACAGCUCUGAGUAUCGAAGAGAUUAGAUCUAUUAGUGAGCCAAUAAUCGGCAUCCUGAAAGAUGAAGAUGUUAUGACUUUAGCUAAAAAUGCUAGCAAAAAUCUUUAUAGCGAAUUGUCUACUGCUGAACGCAUUGAGAAAAUCAAUUCAUUGGUAAGCUCAAUAACAUGCAGUUCAUCAUCAAGUCUAAAUGUUGGACUAUAAUAUCUACAUGUUCGCUUGUAACAACACUUAGCAAACUUCGAUUGGCUUUAGACAGCGAAACGUCUCUUUAUUCUAGCUUGGCGUCUGUGGACGCGUCGAAGAGGGAUAAUAUUGACGCGAGUAGUACAACACUAGGAAAGUCGGAGGACCGUGUCCAAGCGCUCAGUGUAAUUAUGUUGUAUCUGUGUACUGGAUUGCAGCACGCCCAAGGCUUUGAGCUGCGUUGAAUGGAAUCAAAAUUUUAAGUUUAUAAAAAAUAAAUAAGUGUAGAAAAAUUUCGGGAACACAUAAAAAUGCUGAUCUGAAUCCUGAAGUAUUAAUAGUGGCAUUUUAGUGUAGCGCUAAAAUAUAAUACUCCCAAUUACAUUUUUUUGAUAGUUUCAAAUAGCAAAUUAUAUGAAUAUGUAAUUUUAUAUACAUUUGUCUGCACAAGAACGUCUUUCAACGCAUAUUAUAUCUAAAUCUCACAUUCUUGUACAUCUUAUGCAUAUUGAACCUAACAGUAUUUUUGUGAGUAAAAGUUGUUUAAAGACCAAGAAAAUGUUUUAUAUACUUCGAUAUAUAUAAUAUGUACGUGUAUGUCUAUGUAGGUACACAAAGAGGACUUGGCUAGAAUUUUAUAAAUUCGGUGCACACUUAUUUGUUCGUAUGUAGUUGCAAUUAUUAUGUGUGGAAGCUGCCAUAUUUCGAUGUAACAUAAUUUAAGUCUGCUUAUUAAGAUGUAAUGUUACUGCAUUUUUUAUCAUAAGCGAUCCUUUUAACUGCUACGCCCCACACAAGUGUACAUACUAACUCUCCAAUUAAUUUGACGACAGUUGUCAAACGUGCUUAGAAGGUGCCAGUAAUCUAUUUAGAAACGCAACUGUUUAUUAUUUCCUCAUAUAUGACAUGAACAUGGCUACAUUCUACCAUUUACUCUGCAAAAUCUUUUCAAUAUGUCAUAUAUGGCGCUUCUUAUUCUCUUAACUAUACGGACAAAAGUUAGAAACCUACUGCUCAUGCAUUUAAAUAUUUUGAAAUAACUAUUGAUACGCCAAAUUGUGGAUUGAUUGGCGAUUACAGGCAGUACCUUAAAGUUUUACAUAUAAGGAGUUAUGCAGCUGGGUAGGUGCUUAUGAGUAACAUUCAAUUAAAUAUAAAAAACGAAACUCAGAUUUAUUUAGUAUAUCAAAAUAUAUAAACUAAACGGGUUGCGGUUUAUAGAAAAUAAAUAAAACUAAUUACUCAUACCAAACUACUACUAAUAAACUAUUGCCUAUACAAUGCCUACAAGUUUAUAUGAAAAUUUCAAGGUCGAUGUGUGGCGCCCAGGCUUUAUCCAAUCUCUAAUGGAUGCAAAUUUUGCUCGCUUAACUUUUCCAACCACACAAAUAAAAAUAUAUAAGAAGCUAAGCAUUUAUAAAUAUUUACUUUACUGUAACUUAUUUGUUGCGAAAUUAAGCUGUAUUUUCAUAAUGGAAGUUUUGUUAUAUAUUAGAUAUACCAUAGAUGACUUAAGGUUGAGUAAUAGGGAAUAAUUUUUUUAUGCACAUUAAUAAGGGCAAGAUUAUUAUAUAUCUUUUACAUUUUCAUAUAGUGCAAACAUUUUAUUUGUGCGCUUUUAGAAUUAGUGAUGAAGUUUUAAUUGAAAAGCUCCUAUCCUAACAGCUAGCUACAUAGGAGCUAGGUAUGAAUAAUACAUUCAAAACUGAACAAAAUAUCUCAAAAUCAGAGCUAUCGAAUAUACUUACAAACUAUGGAGCAAUGUCAUAAUUUCAUAGUAAUGAAAAUACAAAAGACUUUAAAAUAAUCCAAGAAAUAUCUACAGUUAUUUCUAUGAAAGUUUGAUAUUCAGUUGCUGAUACCUUGUACAAUGCGAAAUUGCACACCACUUUUAAGUUAUGUAUAAUAAAAUUCACUCUCUCUAAAUACACAGGGUGUAGCUGCAAAAUUUAGAUUUGCAUUCAAAAUAUAUUCCUUUACCGCCGCCUAAAAGUAUGCAUUGAUUGAUCAUGGAACACCAAAUGCUUGUAGUCUCCAAAAAGGCUUUUACGCUUGAAACAAAUUCCAUAACUGUUUGGUGUAUAUUUUUUAUUUAAUGAACAAAAAAGACUUUAAUAUUGUCAACUAUAUCAUCAGCAAUUUUAUUGAAAUUAAAGCAUGGCGGUGCAAUGUGAAAUAUCUCCACAAUCGUGUUGGAAAAAAAGAAAAGAUUACUCAAUACAAGAAAUUUUACCAAAAACCUGCCGCAUUGUUAACAUGAAAAUUAAAAAUCACAUUAGUACACUUACUCCAAAUAAUAAACAUCAAUGCUUUUUAAUAUUUAAUUAAUUCUUUAAAACGCUGCGUUUACUUCAUAUUCUCAUUUUUAUUUGUGUGUCUGCAUUACCAUGUUCUACUAUAAACUGUAAAAUUAACAAUAAGAAGGAGUUGUGUUUCCAUUAAGUAUAUACGAAUAAGAUGUCUAAGAAAUAUAUAUAAGUUGCUAAUAAACUUCUUCGGAAGCGUAAUAUAUGUUUUGUUAAAAGAAAUAAAUUAUUAGCAACACAUGUUUUACUUCAUUGUCACAUUUUAAAGACUUAUAAGCUUAUAAAGUUUUUAACAAAAAUAAAUAUCAUUGAAAGAUUGUCAAA
Molecule: messenger RNA, 6030 nt
Organism: Bactrocera oleae (olive fruit fly)
Lineage: Eukaryota; Metazoa; Arthropoda; Insecta; Diptera; Tephritidae
Source: RefSeq, a predicted model, not a curated record